AUGUAUCACAUUGAACCCAUCUGGGAUGCCAGGUCGUCGCUAUGCUUAGCUGCUACAAUCGUGGCAAUGCUGGUCUUGAUUGGAAUUGGCGUGAUUAUGUACAACAUCUUCCUCCAUCCAGCGUCCAAGUUCCCGGGACCAACUAUCGCUGGUGCCACCAGUCUCAGGUACCAUUGGGCCAUGUCUACGGGGAACGUCGCGCCGUGGUUACGGGAACAGCAUGCUAGAUACGAUGAGAUCGUGCGUAUCGCUCCAGACAUGAUCAGCUACGUGAACCCCGACGCUUGGAGAGACAUAUACGCCUACAAGCCCGGUAAAAAGGAGCAGAACGGGAUCGACUGGACCAUUCCGUCUCGCGACGAUGAUGUUCCCAGCAUGUUCUCGGAGGCCAAUGAUGCGGAGCAUAACCGUGUCAGACGUCUCUUCUUGCCUGCUUUCUCUGACAGAGCUCUGAAACAGCAGGAACCUCUCCUUUCAAAGUACAGUGACCAGCUUAUUGACCUAAUUCGCCGAGGCAUCGACGACAACAGCAAUCAAGAGUUUGACGCAGUCAAGUUGUACAAUUUCACUACCUUUGACAUCAUGGGCGAUCUCACCUUUGGGGAACCUCUUGGUCUGCUGAAGAAUUCUUCGUAUACCGAAUGGGUCCAGAACCUUUUCCACGACAUCAAGACCGUUGGAAUAUUUCUCUUCAUCUUCGACUUUCCCCCACUCCCGUGGCUAGUUAGAAAGUUCUCGCCACCAUCAAUCCAAAGGGCCCACGAGAUCCAUAAGAGGCACACUGUUGAGCGUGUCAAUCGGCGGCUCGAAAGAGGCCUUGAUCGACCAGACAUCUGGAACCUGGUUCUUAGUCAGCCAGAAGGACGAGGCCUAACACGCGCUCAGAUGCAUGCUAAUGCGGACAUCUUCAUGAUCGCUGGUACAGAAACGACCGCUACACUGCUUAGCGGUCUGACUUACUUGCUACUGAAGAACCCUGAAAAGUUACAAAAGCUCGUCAAGGAAAUCCGUGGCAGCUUUGGGUCUAGUGAGGAGCUUACUGUUGAGAAUCUUGCCAGGCUGCCGUAUCUCAGUGCGUGCCUCAGCGAAGGGUUACGCUGUUAUCCACCUGUUCCCAUCGGGCCCUCUCGCCUCACGCCCAAGACUGGAGCCGAAGUGCUCGGAGAGCACAUUCCAGGUCGCAUCCGACUUACGAUACCACAAUGCGCGGCGUAUUACUCCGAAUUGAACUUCAAAGACCCGUAUUCUUUCAUUCCAGAGCGAUGGCUCCCAGAUACUGGAUAUGAAAAUGAUCGGAAAGGUAUUCUGCAACCUUUUUUGAUUGGCCCCCGAAAUUGCAUUGGACAGAACUUAUCAUCAGAUGCGCCUGAUUCUUUGUAA
This is a messenger RNA of Fusarium fujikuroi IMI 58289, 1380 nucleotides long. RefSeq names its product fumonisin cluster-P450 monooxygenase. The record is from RefSeq and is a predicted model, not a curated record. The coding region runs from base 1 to 1380 and encodes 459 amino acids. Lineage: Eukaryota; Fungi; Ascomycota; Sordariomycetes; Hypocreales; Nectriaceae. Gene Ontology annotation, molecular function: heme binding; monooxygenase activity; oxidoreductase activity, acting on paired donors, with incorporation or reduction of molecular oxygen. The transcript has 4 exons.